AACCAUAUUGUGAAUUUUCUAUCUUGAUCAUUUCUGUGUUUUUAAAGGUUGUUAUACAUUAAGAUAAACUGAUUGACUUUUAAUUGACUGAAAAUGGCCGAGUUAAAGGAUUAUAAAAAAGUAAACGAAGCCGAGCCAGUGGAUCACGUAUCAGACCAAUCGUCAGAUGCGAAAGAAGACGAUACAGUUUACUUAAAACCAAAGAUCUCGCUACUUAACGGAGUAACUGUUAUUGUGGGUAGUAUUGUGGGGUCUGGUAUCUUUGUCAGCCCCAGAGGUGUUUUGGCGGGAUGUGGGAGUGUUGGACUAUCUCUUAUAGUAUGGUUACUAUGCGGGUUAUAUUCCAUGAUUGGGGCAUAUUGUUAUGCGGAACUCGGUACUAUGAUCACAAAAUCAGGAGCUGAUUACGCGUACUUGUAUGAAGCUUUUGGACCAUUUGUUGCGUUUCUCCGUCUAUGGAUAGAAUGUAUGAUUGUCAGACCAUGCUCCCAGGCCAUUGUAGCCCUCACAUUUGCUUAUUAUGUGAUAGAGCCCUUGUUUCCAACGUGUGACCAGCCAGAUAUAGCAGUUAGACUCUUGGCUGCUGUCUGUAUAUUGUUAUUGACAGCUGUAAACUGCGCCAGUGUGAAAUGGGCAACUCGGGUCCAAGAUGUGUUCACGUAUGCCAAAAUGUUGGCCCUGGCCCUCAUCAUCAUUACAGGCUUUGUCCAAUUGGGACGAGGUGAAUAUGAAUACUUUGUGGACCCUUUUGUAAACACGGAGACUAACAUUGGAAAAAUCAGUGUAGCUUUCUAUCAAGGGCUAUUUGCCUAUAAUGGAUGGAACUAUUUGAACUAUGUUAUAGAGGAACUAAAAGAUCCUUACAAAAACUUGCCCAGAGCCAUUUGGUGCUCCAUCAUCAUGGUAACUGUGGUUUAUGUUUUGGCCAAUAUAGCCUACUUUACAACAGUUACUCCCCCUGAAAUCCUAGGUGGUGCUGCAGUAGCAGUGAUGUUUUCAGAAAGACUUUAUGGCAUCAUGUGGUGGAUCAUGCCUGUCUUUGUGUCACUCUCCACUUUUGGAGGUGUGAAUGGUAUCCUCUUCACAUCUGCCAGGUUGUUUUUCGUUGGAGGACGUGAAGGACACAUGCCAAAAGUUCUGAGUUAUGUAUCUGUCAAACACCUAACGCCCAUGCCUGCUGUUCUCUUCAUGGGACUGUUCUCGUUAGUGUACCUCGUAUCAUCAGAUAUGGAGGCUCUUAUUAACUAUGUCAGCUUUGUCAACUGGAUGGCCAUUGGAUUGUCAGUUGCUACACUCCUGUAUUUCCGGAAAACCAGACCCAAUGCCAAUAGACCUAUCAAGGUAGCCUUGGUGUGGCCUAUAAUCUACUGCCUAGUUACCAUUAUGUUGGUUGUUAUACCAUUCACAACCAUUCCUACAGAAACAGGUAUAGGAUGUGCUAUCAUUGCCACUGGUAUUCCUGUAUAUAUUGUGUUUAUCUACUGGACUAACAAACCCAAGGACUUCAACAGAUUUAUAGAGAAAUGUGAAGUGUUGACACAGAAGUUAUUAAUAGUGAUACCAGAGGAGGAAAAACAAGCACAGGAUUGAUCUAUCGGGCAUCACUGACAAUUCAGAAGCUGCUGAUGGUAAUGCCAGAGGAGAGGAAAGAUGUAUAAACACACAACAUUAUACAGACAUCUUUAUUUCAUGUCCAGUGACAGAUAAUUGGUCUUUUAUUGUCACAUGACCUAUCACAUGACCUGUCACAUGACAUUCCUCAUCUUCCUGUAUUGUUAAUUUAUUUCCUCAUACAGCCUAGUACAGAUUCAGGACAUCACUAUGUGUUCCAGACAUGACAGAAUCUCAGUGUUUAACUUUUUUAUCAAUAUUUUUGAUAACUCAUCCAUUGUUGAAAUGAAUAUCAAUAUUUUUGUAUAUUUUUGUUUCCCCCACUUGGGGAUAAAGAUAUUAUAACUGUUAUGUUAAAGAAUUAACUAAAGUGAGUUGUAUAUUUGUUAUUCAUCACAACAUCUGAACUUGAAUUUGUUUUUCCCUGGUGGCUAAAUUUUUAUUUUGUUCAAAGUUGAAAAUUUAUAGAUAGGAAAUAUAUACAUCACUAUAUAUAUAAGAAAUGUAUACAUGUACAUCACUAUUUACAUACUGUAAUUCCUGAUCUCCUCUGUGACACUUGUUAAGGGAUCUUAUUUGUGUUGCUUAUUGGCGUUAGGCUAUUUAUGUUUUUUUUUUUGAACCUUGUACUUAUAGUGGUGUACUGAACUCAGUACCUUCAAUAAAUUUGUUAUUUACUCUGAGUUAUUUUAUUAGUGGAAAAUUAAUGUAUUUAUAUAGCUGUCAUAUUAGUAUCACCUCUGUUAGAAUAGCGACAUUACUAAAUGAUUGAAGUACAGUAUAAUUUGGAGCAUUUGUCAUGAUGACUGUUAUCUUAGAUAAAUGAAUAUUUUAUGUAUACAAGUAUCCUUUAUACUUUAAUGUUUAACAUAUUAGUCAUAAUAAAAAUACUUACACAAGUGUUUGUACAAUUUGACACAAACUUGACCUAUAUUUUCAUUGUUAUUAUUUAAUUAUCCAAUUUACUUUAUUAUUAAGGAUAUAUCUAGGUGUUUUUUCUUUUUAAAUCUCUGCUUUAUUUAUUUUACUUUUGUUUUUAAGCUAAUACAUCAUAAUAUUUUGUUGUGUUCUUUCUUUGGUAUACUAUAAAAGGAUGAUUUGAUAUGAGAGAGUGGUUUUACUAGAUUCUUACUGUCAUAUUAAGAUAAAUGACUGAUAGAACAGUGACUACUAGUGUUAUAGGUGUAAUCUGUAUACAUAUAAUUUUAAAAUUAUUUAUGAUUUGUAAUUUUAAAACUUUUAAAUGUAAAUUCUAUGUAUAUUUUUAAGCUUUGAAUGUUAUCUGAUAUUUCACAUGAAGAAUUCUUUGCUUAUUGUGUUGCACAUUGAUUUCUAUAAAUAUUGAACUGAGUGUCUAGCAUCAUGAUAUCAUUUGUAAGUUAUUUCCCUUUACUUACACAAACUUGCUUUAACUGGAGUUGUAUUUUUGCUGAAUGGUGAUUGUUGAUGAAAUAUGAAUUUACAAGAAUGGUAACAAUAAUUCUCUAGAUUUUAAGUUUAAUAAUAAAAUUACUGCAUUUAUAUGAUGUUAGAUGGGUGCGUGAAAUUUGUUUUGCGAUGUGUGAGUUUAGUUUGGCUUUGCUGUGUUUGAAUUAUAUGUAUGAAUGUUACAAAAAUGAAAUAAUGACACAAAACCUCAGAUUUAGAAGAAAGAUUUUUUUCCUCAAAAAUUAUUUUGGUCACAGUAUGAAUACAGUAUAAAAUUGCUUUAUAUAUGUGUGUGUGUGAGACUGGGGGAUUUAAACAUAUCUAUUGACAAGCAGCUUUUAAUAUUAUAUCCUUGUUCGCCUUUCAGAAGAGUAUUUUUUCUGUUUAAAUUUGGCACAAAAAUAAGAAACUAGUGUUCAAAUAUUACCCUUCCACCCCCCACCCCCACCCCCCAAGAAAUGCAGCAUUUUAUUGGGCAUUUUCUGGCAUUUAAUGUGAUUCAUUUUUUUCCAGAAACUUGUCACCACUGAGUGUUUUAAACUUAUCAUUAAAAAACAACAUAUGGAUUGAACACAUCACCAAUCUAUAAUUUAUUGAUUUAUUUCUAAUUUUGCUUUUUAGAAUAAAUUUAACUAGAUUAGCAUAAUUUUUCAUGUGCCCAUUUUUAUGCCUGUUCAUUUGAUCUCGGAUGUUAUUUUAAGUAUUGUCGUCAUUGGAAAUUAAAGUUGAGUUGGAUUUUGCUUUACUAUGUGAAAUGUGUACAAUGUAAGCUUUAGAGAUAGUAAAGAGAGGGGUGUUUUAACCUCACUCACUUUAUAAUGAUGGUGAAGGUCAUAUAAUGUAUACAUAAAUUCAGAUUAAAUGUUAGCCUCUUUUAAUGUGAACUAUUUUUGUUCCACUGAUUUUUUUCUUAUGGGAAGAAUAUAUCAAUAUAAGUACAUGUAGAAACAUUAACAACUUGGUGUAGAAAAAGUAGAAUAAUUAUUUUUCUCUUCGUGUGUGUGUGUAUCUGUGAAGUGUUAUCUUCUUUUGGCAAAUAAAAAGUAUUGCUGAA
Molecule: messenger RNA, 4093 nt
Organism: Saccostrea echinata
Lineage: Eukaryota; Metazoa; Mollusca; Bivalvia; Ostreida; Ostreidae
Product: large neutral amino acids transporter small subunit 2-like
Exons: 12
Coding region: 94-1590 (498 amino acids)
Biological process (GO): amino acid transmembrane transport
Cellular component (GO): membrane
Molecular function (GO): L-amino acid transmembrane transporter activity
Source: RefSeq, a predicted model, not a curated record